UCACUAACCCUUUCCUAAACUAGCUCCAUAGCUAGCUAGCAAGAAUAAUCCUUCACUCCGACUCUCCACCCCCACCAUCUCCUCCUCCGCCACACCACCACCAACACCACCACCAUCACCACCAUGCAAGUCUCUCAACCUGCUCGUCCUUCCGAUCCAAUAUACAGGCGAGACGAUCACUUGUCACAAGCAUGCAAAGACUUGGUGUCCUCUCUCCCUUCUGAAGAAGGCUGGGUCGCAACCUCUUUCUGCUUGUACCAGGGCUUCUGGUUCCCCACUUGGCUCUUCAACGGUGUCCUCUCUUGCCAAAACCACUUCCAAGCUCAACCCUCUGACAUCCUCCUCGUCACCAACCCGAAAUCCGGCACCACCUGGCUAAAGGCCAUCCUCUUUGCUCUCUUGAACCGUGCCAAGUACUCUGACUCCGACUCAAAACAACGCCACCCUCUUCUAACCCAAAACCCCCACGAUCUUGUGCCCUUCUUGGAGGUCAAGCUGUAUCUCCAGCAAGAAAAUCCCGAUCUCACUACUUUCGAGUCCCCGAGGCUCUUCGCCACCCACUUGCCCUAUUCGUCACUUCCAGGGUCGGUGAGGGACUCCAGGUGCAAGCUGGUUUACCUGUGUAGGAACCCUAAGGACAUGUUCAUCUCGCUGUGGCACUACGUCAACAAGCGGAGGGCCGAAGAGAAGGGCCAGAUUCCGCUCCCAAAGUGCCUUGACAAGUUCUGUCGAGGAUUGAGCCCCUACGGGCCUUAUUGGGAUCAUGUGAUGGGUUACCACAAGGCGAGCUUGGAGAUGCCUGAGCAGGUGUUGUUCUUGAUGUACGAGGAGUUGAAAGAGGACCCGCGUGUUCAUGUGAGUAGGUUGGCUGAUUUCUUGGGGUGUCCGUUCAGCGAUGAAGAACUGAGAGACGGCACUGUAGAGGGAAUAAUGAGGAUGUGUAGCUUCGACAAUUUGAGCUCAUUGGAGGUGAAUAAGAGCGGGAAGCUGUGGACUGGACAAGAGAACCAGUGGUUUUUCAGGAGAGGGAAGGUCGGAGACUGGGUGAAUUAUCUGAGUGCUGAGAUGGCCGACAAGAUUGACCAGGUAAUGGAAGAGAAGUUGCGUGAUUCUGGGUUGAACUUUCAGUACAAAUAACUCACUCGUUCAAUAAUUUCCGUGGGCUGUGUUAAUUUUAAAGAUGUUUGGUUUGAUGGUGGAGAAAAAAAGGCACAAAAAGUUAAAAAGGAAAAAAAAAGGAAACGACUCGUUUGUUCGCACUUUAUGAAAGUGUGAUUCUUAUGCUAUAGGAUCAAAGAUUUUCAGUGGCAGUGUCGAUCGUGGCUUCGUAUCAAUAAUGAGACGCUUCAAGGUUGUGUUUCUGGGCACCAGCUUUGUUGUACUAUUGGCUUUUGCAGAUGCUAUUUGGCCAACACUUAGUUGGCCAAUAAAAAGCAGCUUUCCAUCUUUUUCUUUUUGCCGUGUGAAGCUUUGUGAUGUAUGGUCUUGUGUAGAUCGAAUUGCUAAACAACUGAUAUGUGUGGUUUGGAUUAAAAAA
Molecule: messenger RNA, 1537 nt
Organism: Eucalyptus grandis
Lineage: Eukaryota; Viridiplantae; Streptophyta; Magnoliopsida; Myrtales; Myrtaceae
Product: cytosolic sulfotransferase 5
Exons: 1
Coding region: 124-1137 (337 amino acids)
Biological process (GO): sulfation
Cellular component (GO): cytoplasm
Molecular function (GO): sulfotransferase activity
Source: RefSeq, a predicted model, not a curated record